GCACAAAGUUGUGCGUCGUUGCCAAGAGGAAACGGAAAUAAAUCUUCUGAAGCCGCAGAAGUCUAAAGAUUUUUUGUUUUGUUUACAUUUUUAGAGCUGUAACAAGAAACUCUAAAUCACUGGCAGGUGCUGCGGGACUCCUGCGGUGUUGUCGCGUCUGCACGCGUGUGUGGGGUGUACUGCACAGAUAUAUACGGGUGUACUGGGGCGGACCGCUCGCGCUCAUCAUCAGAGAGACACACAGACACAAUGAGAGGACAGAAGCUGCACUGAUAACCCGUCUACUACUGAAGCGGCACUGAUGUGGAGCUGGUGUUUGAAGAGCAGGCCGGGAAUGCAGUGAGAAUCGAUUGGCACUGUGAUAAAUGCAUUUGAAUCUGCAGUAGGGCAUUAGUGAGGUAUUGUCUUAAGAUUUCAGCUCUGUCCUUACGAUGGAUUUCCCUUUCGACCUGAAUGCGCUGUUCACCGAGAGAAUUACCGUGCUGGAUAACAACUUGAGUGCAGCUCGGAGAGCGUAUGGGAGACCAGAUCCUAUUCUUCAGAUCAGCACAGUUAUAGAUGAGCUGGGCAAAGCCUCCUCUAAGGCCCAGCAGCUGCCUGCUCCUAUAACCAGUGCAGCGAAGCUCCAGGCCAACAAACACCAUCUCUACCUCCUGAAAGAUGGAGAACAGAAUGGCGGGAGGGGUGUUAUCGUUGGUUUUCUGAAGGUUGGCUACAAGAAGCUCUUUUUACUUGACCAGCGGGGGGCGCAUUUGGAGACCGAGCCUUUAUGUGUGCUGGAUUUCUAUGUGACAGAGACACUGCAGAGACAUGGAUACGGGCUCGAGCUCUUUGACUUCAUGCUGAAACACAAACGGGUGGAGCCUGAACAGAUGGCGUACGAUAGACCUUCUCCUAAAUUCCUGUCAUUUCUAGAAAAGCACUGUGAUCUCAAGAACAGUGUGCCUCAGGUGAAUAACUUUGUGGUGUUCACUGGAUUCUUCCAGAGUAGAUCAGGAACACCUCCCUCCCCUUCAACGGAUCAGGGGAUGUACGGAUUUUUCGGUCCAGCUGAGAAAAGUCCUGCCAAAAAAGGCAGAGGGAGAGAUCAAACCAUAUUCAUUAAUGGAAAGAGAAGUGGUUCGGGAGGAGCAGAGGGUUCUCCCCUGGCCGUUCGUACGCCCCGUGGGUCCCCCCCACUCUCCCCCUCUGCUUCCCUCAUCUCCACAAUCCCGUUCGCUCAGUGUGGGAUCCUCCCCCAGCCGGGCCCCACUCCGCCCCGCCGCGGCCCCCGGGACCCCCUCCUCCCAGCUCAACGACAGCUGCAGGGCAAAACGCACCAGCUCUCUAAAUAGAUCUAGGCUCAGCUUUCAUUGACCCUCAGUCUUUAACGUCAUUGUAUUAUUAAACUUCUUAGCAAGUUCAAAUUAAAGGAGUAGUUCACCCAGAAUUGAAAAUUUGCUGAAAGUUUACUCACCCUCAGGUCAUCCAAGAUGUAGAUGAGAUUGUUUCUUCAUGGGUACAGAUUUGGAGAAUUACAUCACUUAGGUCACCAGUGGAUCCUCUGCAGUGAAUGGGUGCCGUCAGAAUGAGAGUCCAAACAGCUGAUAAAAACAUACACAAAUAAUUCACACAACUUUACAUCGUGUAAGGGGAAAAGAUAUGUGUUUGUAAGGAACAAAGCCUGGGGGCAAUUUAAUAUUAUAGUCUUAUCCUUAUUAGUAAAAAUAUAUCAGUUGUAUUAUUAAUUAGUGCACCUAUAUUUGUUUCCAGUAUCAAAAUAUGGUGUAUUUCAAGUAGUCUGAGUUAUGAAGGAAAAUGUAUAAAAUGUACAAUUCAAUUGCCCCCGGUCUCCCCUAUUCUCAAUAUGGUAUUACAUAAUAUUCAUGUUUUAUCAGCUGUUUGGACUCUCAUUCUGACGGCACCCAUUCACUGCAAAGGAUCCACUGGUGAGCAAGUGAUGCAAUGCUACAUUUCUCCAAAUCUGUUCAGAAGAAGAAACAAAUUCAUCUCUAUUUUAGUUGGCGUGGGGUUGAGAAAUUUUCAACCAGUUUUUAUUGUAAGUUGAUCUAUUCCUUUGAAAAGAGAUAUUUUUUCUGUGGAACUCAAAAGAAGAAUUCUGAAGAAUCAUCAAAAGAUUCUGUAGAAUUUUUGUGUUUCACAGAUAAAUAACUGUCAGUGGAAAACAGCUUGACGACAAAUUCAUGAAACAUUUUUUUUAAUUGUCUGACUGAACUAAGCCUUUAUUAUUUUGCUUUCUGCCUUGUGAGUGUAUGAACGAUCAGAUUUCCUGUAAAAUGAUUUGAUAAUACAAUUUUCUGUACCUUUUCCAAUAAGAGUGUUUUAAAAGAUAGAACAGAGUUUUUACUGGUCACUUUACUUUAGUGCAAACCCUCAACUGUCAAACAUUCUCUGUCUUGAGCAGCAAGUAAUAAAAGUUACAGUUGAAAAAAUCUAGGUUUUCUUUAAUCACUUGUCAAUUAAUUCAUUUGUCAGGUGCACCUCAGGACUUUGGUUUCGGUCCAGAUUUUUAUCUUGAGAAAUACAAAAUAUGAGAAAUACACACAAACUGUAAAAGUAGACUUCUUAAAGAAGUCUCUUUAAAAAAGGUAAAAGAUUGCAAUAAAACAGUAAUAUUGUGAUAAACUGUAUCAUUACAGUUUAAAAUAACUGUUUUCCAUUUUAAUAUAUUUUCUAAUGUAAUUUAUUUUCGGACGAUAAGCAAAAUUUUCAGCAUCAUUACUUUGAUGAAUAGGAAGUAAAAAAUAUUUUGUAACAUUAUACGUUUAUUUCCACUUUUAAUCAACAUGUUUCCUUGCUGAAUUAAUGGCUUCUCUUUCUUUAAAAAUAUCUUUCUGAAAAUAAAAUGAACGCAAGUGGUGUCCCCAAAAAGGUGAAAAAUAAAAUAAAAAAUUGUUUAGUUAAUUAUAUAACUAUAUAUACUAUAUACUGGGUGU
Messenger RNA from Carassius gibelio (silver crucian carp), 2936 nucleotides. RefSeq names its product alpha tubulin acetyltransferase 1 (gene atat1). Gene Ontology annotation, biological process: alpha-tubulin acetylation. The record is from RefSeq and is a predicted model, not a curated record. Bases 432 to 1334 code for a protein of 300 amino acids. Gene Ontology annotation, molecular function: tubulin N-acetyltransferase activity. Gene Ontology annotation, cellular component: microtubule. Lineage: Eukaryota; Metazoa; Chordata; Actinopteri; Cypriniformes; Cyprinidae. The transcript is spliced from 11 exons.